UUCUCACGCCGUGCCUGUUCCUCGGUAGCUGUCGGGCUCUGACGAGAAUGAUGGAUUUUGAGAAUCUUUUCUCCAAACCCCCCAACCCGGCUCUCGGCAAGAAGCCCGCCACGGACCCUGACCAAAGAAUCGAUGGUGAAAUAGAUGAUACAGAAGUUGAAGAAACACAAGAAGAGAAAAUAAAAUGGAAAGUAAAACUGAAGUGUGAGCAAAUUUCCAAAAAAUUUAGGCACUUCGGAAACUCUACAUCACGGAAGAAUUUGCGACAUAGAAAAUCAAGAAGUAAGGACUAUGAUGUAUAUAGUGAUAACGAUAUCUGCAGUCAGGAAUCAGAAGAUAAUUUUGCUAAAGAGCUUCAACAAUAUAUACAAGCUAAAGAGAUGGCAAAUGUUACUCAAUCCUUAUCGCUUCCUGAAGAAUCUGUGAAGAAAGAGGGAGCAAAGGAUACCCAGAAAGCUGUUAAACAAAAAAAUAAAAAUAAAAACCUUAAAGCUGUUCGCAAGAAUGGUAAACAGAAGAAAAUGAAGCGAAAAUGGCCUGGCACUAGAGACAAAGGAUCAAACGCUUCCCUGAGGAACAGUGGCUCACAGGAACAGGAUGGCAAACCUAAAGAGAAGCAGCAGCCUGUGAGAAUGAGUCAGGGAUUCAUCAACCAACAUACGGUGCAACGCCAGGGAAAACAAAUUUGUAAAUAUUUCCUUGAAAGGAAAUGUAUUAAGGGAGACCAGUGUAAAUUUGAUCAUGCUGCAGAGAUAGAGAAGAAAAAGGAAAUGUGUAAGUUUUAUGUACAAGGAUAUUGUACCAGAGGUGAAAACUGUCUGUAUUUGCAUAAUGAAUAUCCUUGCAAGUUUUACCAUACAGGAGCAAAAUGUUAUCAGGGAGAAUAUUGCAAGUUUUCACAUGCUCCACUGACUGCUGAAACACAAGAACUGUUGGCUAAAGUUUUGAAUCCUGAAAAGAAGUCGUCAUGAAAAUAAAAUACAUAAAAAAGCUUUGUAUGGAUGAAGAGUGCUUGUGUCUGCCUGUUCAAGACUAUUCAACACUUGAUUUGGAGUGGUUUACAAGAUUCCUCAUUUAAAGCGCCCUCUUGUGUCAUUACAAUGAUGUGCAGCUCUUCAGUGGGUGGCGCUGAGGGAUGAAUGUAGUGUCUAAGUGAAGGGUUGGUCUUCACCAAGAUGGUUCCAGCCAUUGAAACAGGGGAGGAGCAUAUGUGACAGAGAUGCUGGCUGGUGGGUAAAUGUUGUGGUAGUAGAUUUUGCAGAAGUCUCUUCUGAUUGAUUGCGUUUUCUCAAUAAAACAGGAAGAAGGUUAGGCUGAGUGAGGAUGGAAGAGAGAAAACUACUGUGUUCCACUAGGAAGACAUUGGGAUAAUAGACAAUGAAUAUACAGCUAGAUCUUUUCAUGUCAUUAAAUACAUUCACAACAUAUUUUUAUUGUUUGCUCGCAGUUCUGUUUAAUGGCUUAAAUUAUGGUUCUGUGAUUUUUUAAAACCAGUUUCCUAUUGGUGAACAAAAAAGUUGUUUCCGAUUUCCUACUGUUAUAAAUAAAACGGAGCAGUGUCUCUUGCUA
Molecule: messenger RNA, 1569 nt
Organism: Lipotes vexillifer (Yangtze River dolphin)
Lineage: Eukaryota; Metazoa; Chordata; Mammalia; Artiodactyla; Lipotidae
Gene: ZC3H8
Product: zinc finger CCCH-type containing 8
Exons: 9
Coding region: 48-971 (307 amino acids)
Biological process (GO): negative regulation of DNA-templated transcription
Cellular component (GO): nucleus
Molecular function (GO): metal ion binding; RNA binding
Source: RefSeq, a predicted model, not a curated record